AUGGCACCGAAAAAAGAUAAAGGGAAGAGCGAUGCACCAGCAGUGAAGCCAGGUGCAUUUACUGAAGUUGAGAAAGUAUUUUUAGAGCAACAGUUAGCUGAGUCUAAUAGAAAAGUUGCUAGGCUCAGAUCAGCUGUAGAUGAGUAUGAACUUCGGAAUGAAGAGCUGCAGAAAGCUUACGACAAAUUGGAUGAAGACAGAGCCGAUAUCAUAGCAUUCUUGAAAAAAUCUCUGAACAAUAAAAGUGAAGAAAAUAUUGAGCUCAAAGACAAAGUCAAAGGCUUGGAGGAAACCAGAGAAAUCGAAACAGCGCAGUUUAAGGAGACUGUCGCGGAACUGGAGAGGAACUUCACUAUUAUGAAAGAUCAGCUGACGUCAGAAAAUAAGCUUUUAGCUGGUAAACUUAACACGCUGGAGGAAUUCAGAGCUAUAAGAGACGAUUUGAUGAGAAAGUAUGAGAAACAAGAACAGGAUUUCAAAGACCAGGAGAUGAAGUACAAGAGGAUAAUAUAUGACGGCGAAAAGAAGUUCGUAGUUGGGAAAGAUAAGUUGAAGAAGGAAAUGGAAGGGCGACUAUUACAACUUGCGCAAGAUUUUCAAGACGCUACAGAGCUGAGAAUCGCAGCAUCCACGCACAGAGUCAUCAGAGAAAAUAUAGCUAUUAAUAAUGAAUUAGACAGCAUACUGGCUACUCAAACUAAACUUGCUGAGCAGAAUGAAAACUAUAAGAAAAGUGAGCAAGCUGCUCGCGUAGCUAUGGAGCUUGCUGAGGAAGAGCGAGACAAAGCUAUUAACAAAAGUGUCGUGCAACUGAAAGUAAUCGAUCAACUUACUACCGCAUUCCAAAAUAUGCAGAAAGACAAGGCGCUAAUGGAGAAACGUAACUUCGAUUUGAAUACAUUGCAGACAAAAAUACAACACUUGACGAAAGAAAAUGAGAGCUUAUCAUUGCAAGUUAGAAUAUUAGAACAAAACUUACAUGGAAAAUUAAAUGAGCAAAAUAAAUCUCUCGUAGAAGCCUCAAAGAUCGCUAAAGAAUCGAAAAAGAUGAAAAAUAUUUUGAGGGAAGCGGCAAUAGCUAUACAAGCGGCUCUCAAAUUAGACCAAUGGGCUGUGACAGACACCACUAGAGAGAUCAUGGACCGGCAAGUAUUGCUGUCGCGCCUUCUGGAGAUCGUGACUCAAUAUCGUGACGCAUUGCGGGCUGAAUCUAUGGACUCGCUAGCAUCUCUCGGAAAAAUAUACGAAGAGGGAGACCUCGGUUUCGUACCAAAACGAGUAGCAAAGAAAUCAGUAACAUCUAUACCCAGUACGGCAUCUAAAACUUCACGCGGAUCUCCCAAACGCGCUUCAGUAUCAUCUUCUGUUUCGUCCUCAACUUUGGGAAGUGUCAAGACUAUGCCAAGCAUACAGAUUAUACCGUUCUCUUCUGAAGUUGACCUUCCAACAAAGGAAAGUGUUAUGUCCUUCGCGACUUCAACUAAAUCGGUCGAGUCCAGUGAGAGCGAAGAAGAAUCUGUCGAUGAAGCUACUGAUAUUGAGAAAAUGUUAGAGCAGAGCAAACUAGAGAUACAGAAGUCUAUUUUGAAAGAUCUGGCUUACUCGAGAUCUCAAGUGUUGAAGUCGAAGACAGUCGUGAUUCAGGAAGGCGUGGAGACAGAGCAUAUCGAAGGAGAAGGGGUGGAAGGAGAGGGGGUAGAGGGAGAAGGGGAAGGAGAGCAUGUGAAAGGAGAAAUGGUAGAAGGGGAGGAAUCGGAGGCCAAAACGGUUGAUGGAGACGGAGAAGACACAAAGGAGGAGCAAAAGGAAGAAUGAGGG
This is a messenger RNA of Cydia strobilella, 1818 nucleotides long. Its product is annotated as cilia- and flagella-associated protein 157. The record is from RefSeq and is a predicted model, not a curated record. Gene Ontology annotation, cellular component: ciliary basal body; cilium. Gene Ontology annotation, molecular function: microtubule binding. The transcript has a single exon. NCBI's taxonomy places the organism in Eukaryota, Metazoa, Arthropoda, Insecta, Lepidoptera, Tortricidae. The coding region runs from base 1 to 1815 and encodes 604 amino acids.